Miscanthus lutarioriparius is the source of this 534-nucleotide messenger RNA. The record is from the annotation of a GenBank genome assembly. Lineage: Eukaryota; Viridiplantae; Streptophyta; Magnoliopsida; Poales; Poaceae.
AUGGGCAUGGGCAUGGGCACGCCCAACUCGUGGCUCUUCGCGUCGGACAACUCGCGGUACAGCACCCGGGCGCGGCUGCUCUUCAUGGGCCUCUCCUUCGCCAUCGGCAUCCUCACGUUCCUCCUCUACCUCGCCAUCUGGUACCUCUGCAGCCGCCGCCGCCGCGGGGGCCAGCGCGGCGCCUUGUUCGUUCCCGGGAACGGGGAGGGUGACGGCGACCACGGCAUGAGCGCGGACGCGAUCGCCGCGCUGCUGACGUUCGCGCACGACGCCGCGGCGCCGGCGCUCGACUGCCCCGUGUGCCUCGGGCAGGUGGAGGCCGGGGAGAAGGUGCGGCGGCUGCCCAAGUGCGCGCACUCGUUCCACGCCGACUGCGUCGACGCCUGGCUCCGCGCCCACUCCACCUGCCCCAUGUGCCGCGCCGCCGUCGGCACCGCCGCGGCCGCCGCCGCCACCAAGCAGCAGGCCGAGCCGGCGGCCGUCGUCGUCGUCCCCGUCUCGUCCUCCCCGGCGGAGGCGCUGCCACCUGUGUAG